AAACUGGAAGAUGACAGCUCCCCUGCUUCCAGUGGCAUGCCCGACGUCAUUUUCCCAAGCGACAAUAAGAGACUUUGUCUUGAUGAUGUAACUCUGUCUAUGGGCCAAGAGACCAAUCCCAAUGUGUCAUGUCCAGAUAUGCAGAACUCUCCAUUCUCCACCAAUCACAGCACUUCUUCCAUGGGAGUAGCUGGUCAUUCAGCGCUACUUGAAAACAAUCACAUGAAUGGCAGUGGCAUUGGUUCUCCAUUUUCGGUACCACCCAACACAGAAAUAGGACAGAAAGGGACAAUAGGUGGACAGAAUAAUGUUGUUCAUUAUGACGAGAAAGGAAACAAUAUGCAGUCUGUGGACCAGGAACUGCAAGAUCUGUUAGAAGAGCUGACAAAAAUGCCUGAUCCUUCUCCUAAUGAGCUGGAUCUUGAGAAGAUCUUGGGAAGCAAGGCUGAAGAGCCGCUUGGUCUGAGCCACCCACAGUCAAGCAUAAGCACCACGCCAAAGUCCUCUCCGCAGACAUCUCAUUUGGAGAACCACAUUGCGAACAAAGAUUUUUCUCCAGGUUGCAAUCCAACAAGUGGAGGAUCACCCCAAAUGAGGCCUCCAUCUGCUGGGGCUAACUAUACGGUUCCUCCCCCAAACAAAGCUGUUGCAUCACCCAUCUCUUCGGGAGCACAGAAUAAGAAUCAGGCACAGUCUAUUCUGCCAGUACCCUUGCCUAACAUGCCUACAUCUAACUGGCAUGCACAGCAACUAAAGCAGCUGGCAGCAAGCAAACAAGUGUCUACUACUAAUAAGCAAGUACAGGCUCCCAACUGGCCAACCAUGUCCACUCCAGGUCUUUCUCCGCCUUAUAGGCCGGGAUCAUCCCCCCUCCAUCAACCUUUCAGCCCUCAAAAUGUCAUGGUGUCUGGCAUGACUUCUAAUAGUUUACCAGGAAACAAUAUUCAGAGUCCUCAAAACACUCUGCUUUCAAGCAUGGCUUCCAGUAACAACCCGUCCAGCGGGCCCUCCCCACCAUAUGGGUCAGAGAAGCUUUCCAGUCCAGCGCUUAACCAGCAGCCUUUCAGCCCCCAGAAUUCCAUGCUAUCCAAUAUGACUUCAACCAGCCUCCCAACCAAUAAUAUUAAAAGUCCACAGAACAAUUUGGUUCCCAGCAUGGCCUCCACGAAUACUGGACCGUCCCCACCUUACAGGCCAGAAAAACUGUCAAGCCCAGCUCUGCAUCAGCAGCCGUUUAGUCCUCAAAAUACAUUAAUUCCUAACAUCACUCCCACCAGCAAUCCCACCAGUAUGCAAAGCUCUCUUUUUAAAUUGAUGACUACAAACCCGUCCAAAAACAUGAACAUAAUUAUGCAACCGCCAUCUAAUGGCUUGCAGAAUGAGAAUCCUGUUACCCAAGACCAGUUUUCUUUUAAUAACACCAAACCACUGUCUCAUUUUGCAUCGGAGUCAACUACUCCAAAGAUGUCACCCAUGACUGCCAAUCCAGGGCAGCAAUCCCUCAUUCACUAUCUCCAGCAACAGCAGCAAGCUCCAGCCACACAACAGUCUCCACAGGCUAAUAAUACCCCGUUUAUCGAGCAACAUCUUCGACAACUGAUGCAACCACCUCGGAUGCAGAGACACAUGCAGCCUGCUGCUUUGCCAUCUCAACCGAGACAGGAUCAAAAUCCUGGAAUUGUUACCAGACUUCAGGAGCCAGGCACCAUCCCAAGCGGAGGCUCGGUGCCUACGCCAGCUACGGUGAACGGAUAUACGAUGAGGAACCAUUUGCUGAAGCAGCAAAUCAUGAGACGGCAGCUACUGCAGGAGAAGCAGAAACAAAACAUGCUGGGAGUAGCGUCUGAGCAGAGGAGUUCAUUUGCGCCCCAGCAGAUGAAUCAGUUUCAGGCAGUACCACAACCUAUUCCUACCGACUGCGGUCAGUCCAUGCCAGCUCCUCCACUGAAUCACCGCAUGAUGCCAUCCAACCCGGGAAUACUUCAGAACCCCUUGGGCUCCGGACUUACUCCAACCCCUGUUAACCAGAACAGUGGGACAAUGGUUAUGAUUCCGCAUAAUCCUGGCAAACAGCAAGGGAUUUUCCCACCUAAUUCCGAUUUUAACAUCCCUCUGCGACCAAACCAAACCUCUCUGGGCAUGCACUCAGGAUGCCAAACGGUUCACAGCCAUGCUACUGUCCGGCCAGGAAUGACAUUGUCUAGCUUUAACUCCAGUUCCUUAACAAAUCACUCAGCAACUCAGCAACACUUAAGACAGCCUAGUAUGCCAAGAAUUUCUACUGUCUACCCCAGCGCAUCUGCUCAGAUGUGGACACCGACUGGGGUUUCAAGAAUGCCAAAUCAAAGCCAAAUGGAUACCAGCAUGCAGCAAUUCUCCAGUAACCCUCUCGUCUCCAAACAGAAUGUGAGACCAAAUAUACCAGGUCAGCAGUUUUCCCACCAGGCUGUAGCGCCGCCUAAUCAGAUUGCGCCUGGAGUCCAGGUCAGACAGAUGCAAAAACUAAACCUGGGACAGUCCGGCCAGAGCCUGAGCACGCUGAAUAAUCAGAACUUGAGACACAAUUUAACCAGAGGACCAUUGCCAGCUAUGAAUGUUAUGAAAUCCAUGCCGCAAGGCAUGUCCAGUUUUAACCAGCUCAAUCCUGCUCAAGGACUCUGCCCGCCAAGUUAUCCCUCCGCAGGCCAGCUGUCAGGAACAUUCAACAGAAUGAGUACUGCUUCCGAGUUGCCGCAGUACGACUUUGUGCCACAACAGAGCAAUUCGAUCUUGCCUGGAAACUGCAGCGAGACUGACUUCAUUGACUCCCUUAUGAAGAACAGUAGCAACAAUGAUGAAGACUGGUUGAACAAUUUGACAAUGAUAGACGACAUUUUGGGACAGCACGCUCAAAGCUCCGGACAUGUUUAGCUCAUAGGGAAGCAGACUGACUUGUAAAUAACUUAAGUAUG
Messenger RNA from Emys orbicularis (European pond turtle), 2951 nucleotides. It is a transcript of the gene MAMLD1, whose product is annotated as mastermind like domain containing 1. The transcript has 4 exons. The record is from RefSeq and is a predicted model, not a curated record. Lineage: Eukaryota; Metazoa; Chordata; Testudines; Emydidae. Gene Ontology annotation, biological process: regulation of transcription by RNA polymerase II. The coding region runs from base 37 to 2910 and encodes 957 amino acids. Gene Ontology annotation, cellular component: nuclear body.